Messenger RNA from Oncorhynchus gorbuscha (pink salmon), 429 nucleotides. Its product is annotated as profilin-2-like. Gene Ontology annotation, biological process: actin cytoskeleton organization; regulation of actin filament polymerization; positive regulation of actin filament bundle assembly. The record is from RefSeq and is a predicted model, not a curated record. The transcript has a single exon. Gene Ontology annotation, molecular function: actin binding. NCBI's taxonomy places the organism in Eukaryota, Metazoa, Chordata, Actinopteri, Salmoniformes, Salmonidae. Gene Ontology annotation, cellular component: cytoplasm. Bases 1 to 429 code for a protein of 142 amino acids.
AUGGCAUUGCCCAGCUUGCAGCACUAUGUGGACAGGUUGAUGUUUGAGGGCCAGUGUGCAGACUGUGCGUUGGUGAACGUCAGUACCCGCAGGGUGAUGGCGGCCACUCCAGGGGGAUCACUGGAACAUCUGACCCGGCGUGAGAUUAGGAGGAUACUGGCCAGGAAGAGAGAGGCCAUCCAGACCCAGGGAGUGAGCCUGGGGGGGCUGCGCUGUGCCCUGGUGAGGGACAACAUGGUCACCCCAGGGGAGAGGUCAAUGGACCUGCGCACCAAGCACAGGCCCAGCCGGGGUGUGGCCGUGCGCCGGACACGCCAUCUCCUCCUGGUGCUCCUCGGCAACAGGGGGAUCAGCAGCGGAUUCCUCAAUCACAAGGCCUAUCAGAUGGCUGCAUGCCUUCGCAAGGCAGGAUCAUCACAACUUGCUUGA